Molecule: messenger RNA, 2271 nt
Organism: Salvia splendens (bonfire salvia)
Lineage: Eukaryota; Viridiplantae; Streptophyta; Magnoliopsida; Lamiales; Lamiaceae
Product: probable pectate lyase P59
Exons: 2
Coding region: 805-2133 (442 amino acids)
Molecular function (GO): pectate lyase activity
Source: RefSeq, a predicted model, not a curated record
UCUCUUGUAUUUGGAUUGAUGAAACAAAGAUGAGAGGUCAAAGAAUAAAAAAUUGGAAAAUCGAAUGUGUUAUCAAGUGAGCAUCGAACUUCAUAGUAAUUUAAUAGCAAUAAGGUAACUAAACGAAUUUAUUGAAACCCCGUAAGCUGACUGUAUGGCAUAUGUGCUAUUUAUUUUAUUUUCAAAUUUUAUAUAGUAUGCUGCUGGAUUGCAUUCGGAAUUAUUCAUAACCGUAUGUUAGCUACAUGACCACUUUUUUUAUUUUUAUAAAAAAAUAGGUUAUUAUACAAAAGCAGAUAAAUAAGUGAAAUUGAAAUAAAAAGAAAUUACUAUGAUGAAGAAAAUAAUGUAAUAUGCCAGCCACACCAUUUCAUUAUUUUAGAGUGCCGAAUAGUUGAGAGUUUAUUUUGGGGACCAAACAUUUUAACGUGUGAUUCGGAUUGGACCAAACGUUGAUUCGCGGUAGAAUUAAUCGAAUUAACCAAUUAGGUCUGAUUUUUAGAACACAAACUGAAACAUUGAAGGCCACCACAUGUUAUAUUACCUAAAUUAACACAAACGAAAAAGUCCUCUAUUAAUUUCAAAAAUAGGCAUUACCAUUGAAUCUGAUAAUGGUUCCCCGCAGUUUUUGCACCUGAGAUAAUGUAGUAUAUAAACACAAUCUUACAGCAUGAAAAAUCAAUAAAACAUCCCAGAAUUACUCUUUCCUGGCAUGAACUCAAUAACACGGUCGGGAACCUCUAAAAUAAAUCUUUAAGGGUUCCAUUUGACCAGACCGUGAAUAAAAAAAAUAAAGGAUACAAAAUGGGGCGAGGGGGGUUAUAUUCGCUCUCGCUCAUCUUUGUUUUGAUUCUUCCAUUCGCCGCGGCUAAUAUCGGCCAUUACGAUGAUUAUUGGUCCAAGAAAGCUGCAGAAGCCUGGAAUCGCACCUUGGCAACUUAUGAGCCAAUGCCGGCUAAAGUUGUCAGUCAUUUCAAUGUCCACACCCACAGGACUCUUAAUGAGCUCGAGGGCUCGAACAACACAAGGAGGGAGUUGUCACACAGGGUUUACACCGGGCCAUGCAUGGCGACGAACCCCAUCGAUCGCUGCUGGCGUUGUGACCCGAACUGGGCCAACAACCGGUUCCGCCUGGCCGACUGCGCCCUAGGUUUCGGGCGCAAGGCCAAGGGCGGGAAAGGCGGGAAGAUCUACGUGGUCACCGACUCCUCCGACAACGACAUGGUCAACCCCAAGCCGGGCACCCUCCGCCACGCGGUGAUCCAGAAGGAGCCCCUCUGGAUCAUUUUCGAGCGGAGCAUGGUGAUCCGGCUCAACCAGGAGCUGAUCAUGACGAGCCACAAGACCAUCGACGGCCGCGGCGCGUCCGUCUACAUCGCCCACGGCGCCGGCAUCACCAUCCAGUUCGUUCACAACGUCAUCAUCCACGGCCUCAAGAUCCGCCGGAUCGUCCCCGGGACCGGAGGCGAGAUCCGCGACUCCGUCGACCACUACGGGUUCCGCACCCGCAGCGACGGAGACGGAAUCUCCGUCUUCGGCUCCACUGACAUCUGGAUCGACCACGUGUCAAUGACACGUGCAAGCGACGGAUUGAUCGACGUCAUCUGGGGAUCCACAGGUAUCACUAUUUCCAACGGCCACUUCACCGAUCACGACGAGGCAAUGCUCUUCGGCGCCAACGACGCACACGACAUCGACAAGAAGAUGCAAAUCACCGUGGCGUUCAACCACUUCGGGAAGAGGAUGGUGCAGAGGAUGCCGAGGUGCCGGUUCGGGUACUUCCACGUGGUGAACAACGACUACACGCAUUGGAACAUGUACGCGAUCGGAGGGAGCAUGAACCCGACCAUCAUAAGCCAGGGGAACAGGUACAUUGCGCCGCCAUUGAACGGGUAUGCGAAGGAGGUGACGAAGAGGGAGUAUACGCCUGAGUCGACGUGGAAGUCGUGGACGUGGAGGUCGCAGGGAGAUAUUUUCUUGAGGGGGGCUUUCUUCAUUGAGUCCGGGGAUAAGAGUUUCGUGGGGAAGCAUCCGGAGCUUUACGACCAUGUGGAGGCGGCGCCGGGGGAGAAGGUGGCGGAGAUGACUAGGUUUGCGGGGGCGCUUGGGUGUAGAGUGGGGGAAGCUUGCUAGAGAGGGUGUAACCUUUGUUUUUUAGUUGCUUCAUGAUUUGUUUAUUCAUUGAAUGUUUGUUUACAUUGUUGAAAAUGUAUAUUUAUGGGACUGAAGAAUGGUGAUGAUGAGUUAUAACGAGUGAGUUUUUUUCCAUCA